Oncorhynchus keta (chum salmon) is the source of this 8242-nucleotide messenger RNA. RefSeq names its product SH3 and multiple ankyrin repeat domains protein 3-like. Lineage: Eukaryota; Metazoa; Chordata; Actinopteri; Salmoniformes; Salmonidae. Gene Ontology annotation, molecular function: synaptic receptor adaptor activity; ionotropic glutamate receptor binding. Gene Ontology annotation, cellular component: postsynaptic density; postsynaptic membrane; dendritic spine. The coding region runs from base 100 to 6033 and encodes 1977 amino acids. The transcript is spliced from 26 exons. The record is from RefSeq and is a predicted model, not a curated record.
CGGUGCGAGUGGUGUGUGUGUUUAGCGAGAGCGUGAGCCAACGAGUGAGAGCAGUGUGUGUGGAGUGAGCGAGUGCAGAGCGAGCCACUCACACGGAGCAUGCCUCUGCGUCCUGCAGCCGGCAAACAUGAGCCACCCAGCUCUCCACAGCAGGACCAGCACACACACUCACACCCCUACACACACACCAACGGCAGCCAGGGGGCCAGCUCUGACAGCGGCAGCUCACGGGAAGAGGACAGCGGCAUUCCCGUUUCUGUCAGUGAUUUCUCUUUCCGUCCCGCUCGGGAGCGGAGCCCCAGUGCAGGAGGAGGCAUGGCGCAGGACAAGGGCAACACGUUGGUGAUCCGCAUCGGAAUACCUGACCUGGCACAGACGAAGUGUAUGAAGUUCGACGUGGACGCUCCUAUCUGGUUAUCUAAGCAGCAUAUCCUGUGUACUCUGAACCAGAGCCUGAAGGACGUGCUGAACUACGGCCUCUUCCAGCCAGCUCACAAUGGAAAGGCUGGCAAGUUCCUGGAUGAGGAGAGGCAGCUGAAGGAAUACCCACUGCCUUCUGCUACCCCUGUACCAUACCUGGAGUUCCGCUAUAAGAGACGUCUCUACACACAGUCCCACCUGGAUGACAAGCAGCUCUCCAAACUACACACCAAGGCGAACCUGAAGAAGUUUAUGGAGUAUGUACAGCAGAGGAACAUCGAAAAGGUGUCCAAGUUCCUGGAGAAAGGUCUGGACCCCAACUUCCACGACCCUGAAUCGGGAGAAUGUCCUCUGACCAUGGCGUCUCAGCUGGAGGGCUGUGCAGACCUCAUCAAGGUGCUGAAGAGUGGAGGAGCUCACCUGGACUUCAGGACCCGAGACGGCAUCACUGCACUGCACAAGGCUGUCCGCACCAAGAACCAUACAGCCCUCAUAACGUUGCUGGACCUGGGUGCGUCUCCUGAUUAUAAGGACAGUCGGGGGUUAAGUCCGCUCUAUCACAGCUCUAUGGUAGGAGGAGACCCCUACUGCUGUGAACUUCUGCUCCACGACCACGCUCAGGUGGGCUGUGUGGACGAGAACGGUUGGCAAGAGACACACCAGGCAUGCCGUCAUGGUCAUGUUCAGCACUUGGAGCACCUGCUGUUUUACGGAGCCGACAUGACUGCUCAGAACGCCUCUGGAAACACCGCCCUUCACGUCUGUGCCCUCUACAACCAGGAUAGCUGUACCAGAGUUCUACUGUUUCGGGGAGUGAAUAAAGAGAUCAAGAACUACAACAGCCAGACAGCCUUUCAGGUGGCCAUUAUAGCAGGGAACUUUGAUCUGGCUGAAAUCAUCAAGAUCCACAAAGUGUCAGACGUUGUGCCUUUCAGGGAGACCCCAUCCUACACCAACCGUAGACGUGUGUUGGUUGGAGGACUGCCCUCGCCCCGCUCCCUGCUGCGCUCCGCUAGCGACAACAACCUCAACGGGGACAGCAGUCAAGGUCUGAGUCAAGGUCUGGGGCAGGGUCACGGUCGACAGGGUCAGUCUCCUGUCCCCUCUCUGAGAAGCCUCCCUGCACUGGGACAACACCAACAACAUGCCAGCCUGGGGGAGACUCGUCAUGGAGAGAUGCCAGACAGCAGUCUCCAGAGCACAGGCAGCUCUCGCUCCUCCCACUCCCGCUCUCCCUCGCUACACAGUCAUCUACAUGAGGGCGAUCAGGGCAUCAGGAAGACACACGGACACCCUCUAGGACAUGUCCCUCGAGGACGGCUCAGCCCGGGUACGGUGCAACGGGACCCCAGUCCCCCCACCCACACCCCUCCUGCCAUUGCCGGUGCCAGCGGGCCCAAGCGAAAACUCUACAGCGCCGUACCGGGACGUACCUUCAUCGUGGUCAAACCGUACACGCCACAGGGCGAGGGAGAGAUCCAGCUGAACCGUGGAGAGAGAGUGAAAGUGUUGAGUAUAGGAGAAGGAGGUUUCUGGGAGGGCACAGUCAAGGGGAGAACAGGCUGGUUCCCUGCCGACUGUGUGGAAGAGGUUCAGAUGAGACAGUAUGACCCUCGGCUAGAGACAAGAGAGGACCGCACCAAGAGACUGUUCAGACACUACACUGUGGGAUCUUACGACAACGUCACCUCAUACAGGAGCAUUUCUCACGGGUCUCCAGGCUCUGUCAGCAGGGGCUCUAUCUGCGCUGGUGAUUACAUCAUAGAGGAGAAGAAUGCUAUGCUGCAGAAGAAAGAAAACGAAGGCUUCGGCUUCGUCCUGCGGGGAGCCAAAGCUGAGACGCCUAUUGAGGAGUUCACCCCAACACCUGCAUUCCCUGCCCUCCAGUACCUGGAGUCUGUCGACGUGGAGGGAGUGGCCUGGAGGGCUGGGCUUAGGACAGGAGACUUCCUCAUAGAGGUGCACGGAGUGAACGUGGUGAAGGUGGGCCAUAAGCAGGUGGUGUCUCUGAUCAGACAGGGGGGAAACAGUCUACUGAUGAAGGUGGUUUCUGUCACACGCAAACCUGAGUCUGAGGAGGUGGUCCGCAAGAAAGCUCCUCCGCCACCCAAGAGAGCCCCCAGUACCACUUUGACACUGCGCUCCAAGUCUAUGACCGCCGAACUGGAGGAACUGGCUUCCGUCCGGAGGAGGAGAGGAGAAAGGCUAGAUGAGAUGCUAGCGCCUCAGGAGCCUGUGACGUUACGUUCCCAGCCCACAGAGGCCGACUACAGAGCUGCUACUGUCAAACAGAGACCUACCGGCAGGAGAAUCACUCAAUCAGAGAUCAGUUCGUUGUUUGAGAGGCAGGGCAUGGCAUUACAUGGUGGGCUCCACCCAAGGAUGGAGAGGGCUCAUAUGCAGCUGCCUAGAGGGAUGUCCAGGACCAAGUCAUUCGGUGCGACUGAGGAGGACCGUCUGUCGGUUUUGGCUGGAGAACACCGUUUCCCCCGGAGCUCCUCAAUGACGGACAGCCUCAGAGACCACUCCCACUCCCAUUCUAUCCCACCCCCUCCCCAGACCGCACCUCCUCCUCCCCCUUCCCUCUACUACCUGGACACUGGCCCUCCUCCUGCUUUCUGCCCCCCUCCUCCCCCUGCCAGGGGUCAUGGUCAGGGUCAUGACCCUGGAGGUCGUUCCAGCUUCAAGCCGUCCUCCCUGGACCUGGACCGGCCCUACGACCCAUCACCUCGCCAGUCCUCCCACGCCGAACGCCAGAAGAAGGCAAGGUCAAUGAUUAUUUUACAAGAUUCCUCCCACUCACCCGUGGAGCCCACCGACAUUCCCCGCCCCUCCGCAUCUGCUACCCCACCAGAGCGAAUCAAACGGAAAGGCCGGUUGAUUGACAACCCGUACGCCAAUGUUGGCCAGUUUAGUAUUGGAUUGUACACACCCACCAAGCCCCAGCGCAAGAAGAGCCCUCUGGUGAAACAGCUACAGGUGGAGGAUGCACAGGAGAGAGCCAGCAUCGCCUUGGCCGCUGCCCACUCCCGAGAGACCUCCCCCUCUGGCCGACACACACACACCCACAGCCACACACACACCAGCCGGGCCGACUACUACCAGCAGCAGCUGAAGGUGGAGCGCGAGCGUAUGCGUCUCCAAGGAGAGGCCCUGAUGCAGGGGAAAGGGCCGUUCGCUGCCGCUAUCGCUGGCGCCGUGAAGGACCGAGAGCGCCGACUAGAGGAGCGGAGGAAAUCCACAGUCUUCCAGUCGGUGGGGACCAUUGAGGGGGGGUCGGGGUCUGCCCCUGAGCCCCCCUCCUACACCACAUCUCGAUCCAUCGAUGAGCGCCUGCUCAGCAGAGAACUAGGCCAGCUGCCACCCCCCGCCCUGGCCCUGCGCCCCUCACCCGGCGGCACUACCUUCAUCCACCCACUCACAGGGAAGCCCCUGGACCCUAACUCACCCCUUGCUCUUGCGCUGGCCGCAAGGGAGCGGGCACUUACCUCCCAGAGCCAGUCCCCCGCCAGCAGCCCUGAGCCCAGGACUAAACAGGACAGGGCUGGUGUUGGAGGUCAGGGGGCUUCGCUUUUCAUCGAAAGCCAGACCAAAGAGCCUCAGCAUGGGGGCGGGAGGCCGGGGUCGCCCCAGGCUGGUAAAUCCCAGUGGGGAGUGUCAUCACCCGCCUUGCUUCGCCAGGAGAUGGAGGGAAGAGGCGAAGAGAGGAAGGAGGAGAGGAGAACGGAAGAUAAGAAGAGUAUGUUGAUCAGUAUCAUGGACACAUCACAACAGAAGACAGCUGGACUAAUCAUGGUCCAUGCCACCAGUAACGGCCAGGCGGUGGGGCUGGGACCAGGGCUGGAGCAAACCCCCACCUCCCUAGCCACCGAGCCCAGUAAACCCUUCCUCAGUCGGGCUCUGUCGCCCAGCCCCUCUGCCUCUCAGCCCCAGGCCCAGGGCCCUUCCAGCCCAACCCAGGCUCCCCUGGCCCAGGGCAGUUCAGAGGAAGAUGUGGAGCCCUACACAGUGAGCCUACCUCCAGCCAUGCUGUCCUCCAGUGAUGAAGAGACCAGAGAGGAGCUGAAGAAGAUCGGGGUGCUCCCACCUCCGGAUGAGUUUUCCAACGGGUUGUUGGCCAAUUCACAAGCCGAAGCCCAAGGGACCCCUGUAACCCAGUCUAAAUCCAUCACUUCCCCUACAACCCCUACUCUCCUCACCCCUUCCACCACCACCCCAAACCCCAGCCUGACCUCCACCCAACCCCAGGUCCCUCCCCUCCAGCCUACCCCCGGAGGAGCAGUCGUCUCAGGGAAACCUUCAUACCCGGACCAGCCCCAUCCUCCAGCCCUGCUGGCUGAGUCUGGUUCAGCAGCAGACUCUGGUGUGGAGGAGGCAGACACACGCAGCUCCAGUGAGAGAGAGCGAGACCACCACCUGGAGACCACUAGCACUGUGUCCACCGUCUCCAGCAUGUCCACUCUGUCCUCAGAGAGUGGCGAACCCGCUGACACACACACCUCCUAUGCCGACGGGCAGACCUUCGUGCUCGACAAGCCGCCAGUGCCUCCCAAGCCCCGGCUCAAGUCCCACUUUGGAGGCAGUAAAGGCCCGGUCACCUUCAGGGAUCCGCUGCUGAAGCAGAGCUCUGACAGCGAGCUGUUAUCCCAGCAGCAGGCGGCUGCUCUAGCCGCUGCAGCAGCCGGAGGGGCAGGGCUGGGGCAUAGAGGCCUGGGUUCUGGAGGCCUGGGGCAUGGAGGCCUGGGUUCUGGAGGCCUGGGUUCUGGAGGCCUAGGGUCAGGCUCUAUAUCUGGCCUGGUGGGAGGCCCCGGGAGGCCCCGCUACCUCUUCCAGAGGAGGUCCAAGCUGUGGGGGGACCAGAUGGAGGCGCGAGGACCCGGAGUGGGGUUAGGGAUGGGGAGCCUGGGGAGUCUAGGGGAACCAUCGGUGAUGGGGGAACUAAGUUCCAGAUUGCAGCAGCUGAAUAAGGAUACCCGGUCACUGGGGGAGGAGGAGCCACUGGGGUCAUCGCUGGACCCUGGGAGGAAGUCCCCUGUGACAGGCGCCAGACUUUUCAGCAGUCUAGGAGAGCUCCACACCAUUUCCCAGAGAAGCUACGGCACCACCUACACCAUCCGGCCUGGCAGCCGCUUUCCCGUUACACGCCGCACUCCAAGCCCUGGCUCGGGCUCCCCGGAUCGGGGUGACCCCCUCAGUCGACUCCCAGGCUUCGGCCUACCCACUUCACCCACCAUGCCACACCACACCAUCCUCAAGUCGUCCAGCCUCAGCCUGCACCAUGAGCCCAAAGAGGUACGUUUCGUUAUGAGGAGCUCCAGCGCCCGGUCCCGCUCCCCCUCCCCGUCCCCUUGUCACUCCCCCGGGCGGGGCUCACCCCUCCUGGCCCUCAGGCCCUUCCACCAGAAGCCCCUCCACCUGUGGAACAAGUACGACGUUGGAGACUGGCUGGAGAGCAUCAACCUGGGGGAGCACAGGGCCGGCUUUCAGGAGCAUGAGAUCGAGGGCUCGCACCUCCCAGCACUCACCAAGGACGACUUCGCUGAGCUGGGGGUGACGCGCGUGGGACACCGCAUGAACAUCGAACGAGCACUUAAACAACUGCUGGAGAGCUGACCCCUGCUAUGAGAGAGAGAGGGGGAUAUAGAGGGAGAGAAAGAAAAGGAGAUGGAGAGAGAUAGAUGGGGAGAGGGAGUUGUGGAGAGAGAGGGAGAGAGGUAGAGAGAGGGAGAUGGAGAGACAUAGGGAGAUGGGGAGAGAGAGACAUAGAGAGAGAGCAAGAGAGAGCAAGAGAGAGAGAGAGAAGAGCAAGAGAGAGAGAGAGAGAGAGAGAGAGAGAGAGAGAGAUGGAGAGAGAGACAGAAACAGAGAGAAAACAAGAGAGAGCUUUUAAACUAGCUCCAUUUUUAGGUGCAGCUAGUUUUCAUUUUUAGCUGAAUUUGUUUUCAUUUGGAUGUUUCUGAAAGUGUAUGUUUUGUAUUAAUACUCUGCUCUCAGCACUGCACUGAAUGAGUAGGUGUUCUAUAUAUAUAUUUUCCCUAACCAUACCACCCCUCCCAAAAUUGGAGUAAACUAAUGAAAUAUAUUUUCCUUCUUUAUUAAAUUCCCCUAAGCCUACCACCCCUGCCCUAAUUGGAGUAAACUAAUAGAUAACAAUACUUAGACUUCUACUUCGAAGAAAUUCUUUGCAGGAGCGAAUCUUGCAUGAGCUCCUAUUAGAACAUUUAUUUGUAACAGCUUCUGUUGUUGCUCCUCUAGUCACACCUUUAACCUCUCCGACAGACCAUUCCUUCUUUGUACAUCUCCUUCUCUUCUCCCCUCCAUCCCUUCCCUCUAUCUCUUUGCCUGCUGUUUUUUUGGCCUCUGAAGGAUUCCCCGUUUGCAUGAAGAAGGAGGAGGAUGAAUCUCUAACCAUAAGGAAAGUUCAGAGAUCCGCUCAGCGACAGCGAACACAGGAGUAUAGACACAGUACUGAUCUAGAACUAACAUAAUGUUGACAUACUGACAGUACUGACAUGGGCCUCUCUCCUCUCUGCCUGGCAUUGUAAUUAAACUAGAGACACUUGAGCCCAGAGACGGAGCUCCGCGUUGGAGACCACAUAGGGAAAACUCCUCCAUCCUGGGACCUUCUCGAGGACUGACAGCGCUAUCUAUUAUAUUUGGAGAAUGUUUAACCAACACUAGUGGCUUUUUUCAUAAUCAAAACAUUUUGCUUUGGGUUUCCAAAGGGAAUAUUAGAGAUAAAUAUGAUAUAAAUGUAUUUAAAUAGUUUUGAGGGGGGAAAAAACGACAGAAUGUUAAAAUGAAGAUAUGUAAUAAACUAAAGAGCAUCUGACUCCUAGUUCUAGACAAAGGACAGAGAGAAAACUUUAACAUGUAUUGCACCAAUAAUUUACUUGUUUUUACCAAUUAUAUAAAUAUAUAUAUUUGAAAAAAGUUAAUAGAUAUAUACAAAUGACAUUUUGUCAUAAAAUAUACAACUUUAGUAAAACUAUACAUGGUAUUCUGUAUACAACCCACUGUUGAUGAACUGUCCUUACAUGGUCACCCUUUCCUGAACAGAAGCAUGAAAAGUUGCAUCACGUCUUGAAAAGAGGGUUGUGGUUUAAUUUCUGUUUGUUUUCUUACGGUCUUCCGUCAUACCGAAGGGCAGUGAGGGGUGUGACAUCCCAGUUUAACCCCAGUGACCCUGUGACCUCAACACAUACUCAGAUAUAGAGACAUAUAUAUAUAUAUAUAUACACAUGAAGAGUCACAUAGUCAAACAAAUAACACCCUUACAUUCAGGCACCCAGACACACACACACACCCACACACACACACACACAGACACACACACACACACACCCAGACACACAAACACACACAGUUCUCAUCCAAACUAAGACCGGUAGCAUCAUUACAUACAUCUGAGACCAUGGUUUGGGAGAACAGGAUGUCUUAAGAAAGGUGUUUAAAAAAACAAAAUCAACAAUUGUAAUGUGAGUUGCUUCUCUCAACAGUCAGAGACAGUGGGUGUCAUUCACACAACAGCACAGUGUUAGAUCCAUACUCUCUGGGAGAACAACAAUGGUGUGUUCAGGAGGAAGAAAUGUUCUCAAUACUGCAGAUAGAACUGUCAUGAUAGAACUGACAUGAUAGAACUGACAUGAUAGAACUGUCAUGUUAGAACUGUCAUGAUAGAACUGUCAUGUUAGAACUGUCAUGUUAGAACUGACAUGAUAGAACUGUCAUGUUAGAACUGUCAUGAUAGAACUGUCAUGAUAGAACUGUCAUGUUAGAACUGACAUGAUAGAACUGUCAUGUUAGAACUGUCAUGAUAGAA